AUGAAACAAGAAAACAGGUACAUCUUGAUAGCAUCAUUAAACCUUUGUAUAUUCUCCUUCAUCCCACAACUAGAUAAAUGUUCUGCUUUAGUUGUUGAUCCACAUGAACAAGGGUUUCCUGUUGUACAUAUUGCUGAAAAUGAGUAUACAGUUGAAGAUAUUUCAUACCAAGAUCAUACUUUUCAGCUGAAAAAUUCAGUCUUUAAUGGAACUACAAGCAAUGGUUGUUUUUCUGAGAUCAAGAAUGUGUCACUCGAUGAUCACCCUUUUAAGUUUGUUAAUGAAUCGAGAAUCUACUUGUCGAAUUGUAAUGCAUCAAUACCCGAGCCUCUUCUGAAGCACAAGAUUGGUUUUGGUUGUGGUGAAGAAAAUGGAAACAAUUGGGGUGAUCUUGCAAUGUUUGCUGAGGAUGAAAGCUUUGAGUGUGCAUUACAAGUGUGCAAAAAUCAUGUAAUGGCACCAGUAGAAAUGCUCGGAAAUGAGGGAUAUAAUCUAGUUCUUGACUAUCAAUCGAUAAUGAGAAGGAGGUUUAGAUUGAUCUGGACCGCCAGUAACUGCACUGAGCGUGCAGAAAGCAGAGGACGUUGCGGAUUUGAUAUACCAAAUUAUGAAUUCUUUUGUUUCUGCACUGACAGGCCUCAUAUUGCAAGUUGCAAAAAACAAGAAUAA
Molecule: messenger RNA, 669 nt
Organism: Lycium barbarum (goji berry)
Lineage: Eukaryota; Viridiplantae; Streptophyta; Magnoliopsida; Solanales; Solanaceae
Product: LEAF RUST 10 DISEASE-RESISTANCE LOCUS RECEPTOR-LIKE PROTEIN KINASE-like 1.2
Exons: 2
Coding region: 1-669 (222 amino acids)
Source: RefSeq, a predicted model, not a curated record